AUGACUACUACUACUGUUUCAAGAGAAUAUACAUUCUUUGAUGUAUUCAGAGUACCAUUUGUAAAGACACAAAUCCUCAACUCUAUCAAAGAUCAAUCAGUGACACACAACCGAUUCAACAAGAACAAACAAUAUAUCAAAGGAAAGCAAUUAGCUAGUGAGUUUGCAAAGGAUCUUAGAAUAAUAUCAACGUAUGGUGUCAACUGGGACUUUAUCAAACCUCUCUUGGGAGAUAUGAACGAGGCCAAGCCCGAGGCCAAGCUCAAGGCUAUCCGUGCGUACUGCUCGCACCCCAACGCCAAUCUCACCACCACCAUCUUCCUCUUGGAGUGGUUCAAGGAGUUUACUCCUGGAGAUCUCUUGCUCGACGAGGUUGCCGAAGCUGGCCAUCUCGACAUUCUCACCAAUCUAUUGGAUCGUUUCCCCGAUGCACUCGUCACUGAAGAUGCUUUGGACGGCGCUGCCAAGAAUGGACAUUUGGCCACCGUACAAUACCUCCACAAGCACAGAAAGGACGGUGCUAGCACCAUGGCUAUGGACUAUGCUGCUGCCAACGGUCAUCUUGCCGUCGUAGAGUUUCUUCAAAAGAACAGAUCAGAGGGCUGCACCUUUUUGGCACUCGACAAUGCCGCUGCCAACGGUUUGUUUGAUAUGGCCAAGUUGCUCUGUGAAGGUUACCCACAAAAUGAAAUCUCUGAAGAUGCUCAAUACUGGGCCGUUCAAAAUGGUCACAAGGAAAUUCAAGCCUACUUUGAAUCUCGUCUCAAAUCUAAAAUGUCUGAAUAA
Messenger RNA from Cavenderia fasciculata, 786 nucleotides. RefSeq lists its product as uncharacterized. Gene Ontology annotation, molecular function: protein binding. Bases 1 to 786 code for a protein of 261 amino acids. The record is from RefSeq and is a predicted model, not a curated record. The transcript has a single exon. Lineage: Eukaryota; Evosea; Eumycetozoa; Acytosteliales; Cavenderiaceae.